UUGGCAACACUGGGCUCAAGUUCCAAGCACGUACGAGUGGGUUAUCAGGGAUAGCGUGUGCGUCACAAGUCAAUUUUGUGCCCAAAAGUGGACAUACAAACCCCCAGAUAUGGGCCUGUUUGGCAAGACACCGGAACGUUCGCCCAAAGAACAAGUACGGGAGUGGACUUCGAAGCUGCGGAAAGAGGGAUAUCAGUUAGAUCGACAAAUACGAGCGAUCCAGCGACAAGAGGAAAGUGUCAAGAAAUCUUUGAAAGAAGCAGCGAAAAAGAACAACAAAGAUGUCUGUUUGGUCCUGGCCAAAGAGAUCGUGCGUGCCCGAAAAGCUGUCAAUCGUAUUCAUGCGUCGAAAGCCCAACUUAACUCCGUCAUGAUGAGCAUGAACCAUCAGCUCGCAACUCUACGCCUAGCUGGCUCACUCCAGAAGAGCACGGAAGUGAUGAAAAGCAUGCAGCAGCUUAUUAAGGUUCCCGAGGUGGCAAAGACAAUGCAAGACCUUUCAAAAGAAAUGAUGAGGGCAGGUAUAAUUGAUGAGAUGUUGGAAGACACAAUGGAAGGUCUGGAUGAUCAAGAGGAACUGGAGGAGGAAGCCCAGGAGGAAGUCGACAAGGUGCUCUGGGAAUUGACAGCUGGUCAAUUGGGUGAGGCCCCCACGGCUGUCACAGAGUCCCUGCCAUCCGUCGACAUCGACAAAGCCGGACCUUCCGCAGCCCUGGCAGAUGACGACGAGGACGUCACCAAAAUGCAGGAACGACUGCAGGCAUUGCGCAGCUAAAUUAUUACCACCCACGUUGUAAUAUAAGUAUACAUAGAAGACGAUGCAAGCGCUUAUUUUGAGGCACGUUCUACGAACCGGAAAAAGUUCCCUUUGUAGUGGUUGGCUGACGAUAUCGCGGCAUUUUGUUGUGAACCAGACGUCGGCGUCGUUAUUAAAAGUGCACGACAAAUCUCCGUUUGGGGGAUCACAUCUACGGUGUGAAUCAACGCCGGAGUUUUGUUGCGGGCUGGAUAAUUCGAGCCCGAUUAUUUUUAUUAAAACUGCACGAUAAACCGCCACCUUGGGAUUGGACGUACAGCACGAAUUAACGUUCCGAACCAGAUAACUCCAGCGUCAAUUUGUGCACACAGUCUGGAGCGAGUGUUGUCUUAAAUUCUGAGAACAUUGCACCCUCCUCUAAUAUGUGAAGUGCUCCUUAAUGGAGCCAAAGUAAAAAAAAGACAAAAAGAAGACAAGGAUAUGUUGGUUCGUUGACUCAAAUGGGUCAUGCUAUAGAACGGACAAGUUCAUAAAAUCCCAGUGGUCUUUGUGCACGCAUUGCAUCCUGGGCGUUUGCUGAGCGGAGGAACGAAGAAUAAUCCUUCACAUUUCGCUUGCGCCGACCUUGACACGUCGUGGACAAUGGACCGGUGGGGGAGAAAUCGGAACAGUUUGGAGGCCACCCGUUUCUUUCGUAUUAGUAAACUCCCACAGUUCAAAGCGGCACUAAGCACGCUGGGAUUUUCUGAACUGGUCUAUCGACACCCCCCCAGCUUGGGCUCCCAAAUUGUUGAAACUGUUUUUCCAGCAAUUCAAUGCACCUUGGCAGCAUAGAGCAGGCACCCUCCCUCCCUCUAGGGAAUUUGGGGGUUAAUUAAGGUGCAUGAGUUACGUGAGUACACACAAUUUCAUUGCGAGGCACGUUGUACGUCUCUCACUGUACAUAACUUUAAUAUGAUUGUCAUUGCAACUUUCAAGGGUGCCAUUUCAUCCAUGCAUUAUAACCGAAGUCUCAACUGUUGACGCAAUUGAAGGUUUUUAGUAGAGUAUUUCUUUGCUCCGGCUUCAACGGGAAAGUUUACAGCCUCACCUAACUGAUAGGCAGCAGGGAGUGCUUCUUGUACAGACAUUUUGCGCGCGUCUCUGCGUGAAAUAAAUACCGUUACUUUGCUCGAUUA
Molecule: messenger RNA, 1935 nt
Organism: Ornithodoros turicata
Lineage: Eukaryota; Metazoa; Arthropoda; Arachnida; Ixodida; Argasidae
Gene: Vps24
Product: charged multivesicular body protein 3-like
Exons: 6
Coding region: 110-775 (221 amino acids)
Biological process (GO): endosome transport via multivesicular body sorting pathway; late endosome to vacuole transport; protein transport
Cellular component (GO): ESCRT III complex; multivesicular body
Source: RefSeq, a predicted model, not a curated record